This is a messenger RNA of Coregonus sp. 'balchen', 1707 nucleotides long. The record is from the annotation of a GenBank genome assembly. Lineage: Eukaryota; Metazoa; Chordata; Actinopteri; Salmoniformes; Salmonidae.
AUGCAGAGAGCUCCAGCGUGCUCUGACCAGUUCUUCAGUGAUCUGCACACUUUCCGACAGGUCAACAGAGAUGCGUGUGUCCACAGCCAACAAGCAGGGUAAUUGCAUUCACUUAAUCUAAUAUAUUUUUCUUGAGCUGUGAAUAUGAUUUGGUGUUCAAGUAUUUUUAAUCAAAAGAAUAUGAGGGCUAUGACUUAUUAUUUGAUGAAUGACUGUUGAUAUACCCUCCUCACAGAUUAUCUGAAGAGGACCUCUCACGCCAACCACUGUCAAUAAAGAAGAAAGACCCACAGCACACCAUGGGCAUUCACCAGUGUAUGAGUAACUUUAGCAAGCUUUUGGAUUAGACCUAAAUAAUGUCACUAUUGCUUACUGAAGAAGAGACCCUGAAUAACUGUCCUGUCUGAAUCUAUUUAUCCUUGUUGUUUAGGUACGUUCUGUUACAGGAUCAACAGCCGACUGUUCCCAACCCUGUUGGAUUCUCAGGAGUCAUACCCCGUGUGUAAGAAGCCCAAAUCCCAAAUCCCCCACACUGCGGCCGAGACAGUCUUUAUCAGGUGAGAUCACCUCAUCCUUUUGGUGUCACCUUUCAUCCCACUGAAUCUCAAAAAUUAUAAUAAAGUUAAGUCCAUUACAAACCAAUAUGGUGUAUUAAUACCAUCAUGUUAUAACACUUGUCCUCGUCAUAAAACAUAUGCUUUUGUUCCUGUGUUUCUGUCCCAGGGUAGGCAUCCCUCGCUCUACCCUGUUGCCAGCAUACUAGUACAAAGCCCAUCGGAGGUGUAGCUUUGACCCUGCCGACAGCCUGGAUCUACCAUCGGUGUGUGGCCUGUGUGUGGUAGUAAAAGAAGGCAUACUACAUAUCGCCACACAAUGUGGAUUUGACAUUGAAACACUUCUCCGUCAUAUGAAUUCUACUUAAGCAAUUAGGACCGAGGGGGUGUGGUAUAUGGCCAAUAUACCAUGGCUAAGGGGCUGUUCUUAGUUACAACGCAACGCGGAGUGCCUGGAUACAGCCCUUAGCUGUGGUAUAUUGGCCAUUUACCACAAACCCCAGAGGUGCCUUAUUGCUAUUAUAAACUGGUUACCAACCUAUUUAGAACAGUAAAAAGUUUAUUUUUGUCAUACCCCGUGAUAUACCACGGCUUUCAGCCAAUCAGCAUUCAGGGCUCGAACCACCCGGUUUAUAAUCUCUGUUAACUGUCAUCUUGCUCAUUCUCAUUGUUUAUCUGACCCAUAGUUCAACCACAGGUUUUAGUUCUAGUUUUAGUUCACAUCACAAGCCUUUGAUUUUAUAUCACAUCACAAGCCUUUGAUUUUAUAUUCCCUACAGCACUGUUCUGUCAGGCUGGUCCAACACAGUCCAAAGCACUGGGCCCCAGCUCAGCAGCCUGGAUCUGAGGAGCUCUGUGGACACGACGGCAGCAUCCCUGGAUUCCCAUCUGCACAGGAGCAGCUGGUGAGCCAUUGCAAGAUGGAAGAACACAUAUCACAAGUCUUGGUGGUCAUGGCAAAGCUUUGUGUGUCUUAUGUUAGCAUGUGUUUGUUUGGCAUACUGGUAUGGAGUGUCUGGUUGAUUGGUUGUCUGUUUUUUUUCUUCAGGAUCCCUGUGUUCAGAGUGUCUGGCAGCCAGCGCUCGACCGCUACUGUUUGCAGGGCCUGCCUCCCAUCAGCAAACCACACAGUCCGUCCAACCCUGUGUUCUGA